This is a messenger RNA of Rotaria sp. Silwood1, 1731 nucleotides long. The record is from the annotation of a GenBank genome assembly. NCBI's taxonomy places the organism in Eukaryota, Metazoa, Rotifera, Eurotatoria, Philodinida, Philodinidae.
AUGUUCGGAUUUGUCCAUUGUAAUGCAUCAAUAUUAGCUCGACAAAAUACUGAUCCAGAUCUAUUUUUUGUUCGAUCAUUAGUAAAAAAUUGGCUUUGGCCUAUUAUAACAUUUUUUGGUGUAACUGGUAAUAUUCUAGCUAUUAUUGUAUUAACAAAACGUCGUAUGAUAAUGUCAUCAACAAAUAAUUAUUUAGUAGCAUUAGCUUUAGUUGAUAUAGCUUAUUUAUUAUUAACACUUAUUAUAAAUACAUUACAAAAUCCUUGUUUUACAGAUACAUCAUUAUCUGAAAUAGUAUUAACAAUAUGUCGACCAAUAGCAGAUUUUUCAUCAAAUACAAGUGUUUGGUUAACUGUUACAUUUACUGUUGAACGUUGGGUUGCUAUAACAUAUCCAUUAAAAAGUCGUACAUGGUGUACAGUAUAUCGAGCACGUAAAAUAAUAUUAAGUGUUAUAUGUGCAUCACUUAUAUGUACAUUACCAUCAGCAUUUGAAAUGAAACUUGAACGAAUAAUUGAAAUAAAAAAUAUAUCAAAUAAUAUUAUUUAUACAAAUUAUAUUAAAGCUAAACCAACUGUAUUAGGAAGUAGUUCACUUUAUCAUCAAAUAUAUUUUAAUUUUGUUACAUUUGCUAUUAUUUGGAUACCAUUAGUUCUUCUUGUAAUAUUUAAUACAAUACUUAUUCAUUAUGUUCGUCGUUCAAAACUAAAUCAACAACCAAAUGAUACAGGUUUUCAAUUACGUCGACAUAGUCGAGGAAAUCAUAGUGAACAAAGAAAAACAACAAUUAUGUUAAUCGCUGUUGUUAUUGUUUUUACUAUUUGUCAAAUUCCUCAAGCAGUAUCUUUAACAGUUCAAUCAUUUUUUCCAAUAUUAGCUCAAACAUCAAAAGUUCUUAUUUAUAAUAAUUUUGCAAAUUGUUUCGUAGCUAUAAAUGCUUCAACAAAUUUUCUAUUAUAUUGUUGUUUUUCUGAUCGAUUUCGUUUAACAUUUCGUUCAAAUUUUGCAUUUUUAAGUAAUAAUUGUGCAUAUUCAAUACAACCAGGAUCGAAAAUGAAACGAAUAAAUAAACAACAUACAAAUUGUAAUUCAUUUGAUACAGUAUCAUUAACAAAUCAAUCAAUUUAUUCUUUACAUGGAAAUCAAUGUCAUACACGUAUAUCAAAUUUAAGUAUUGAUAUAAAUGCUAAAUAUAAUCAUAAUAUUAUUAAUCAAAGACAAUCACAAAUGAUUGAUAAUAAUAUACAAUCAUGGUUUUCAACACGUUUAUCAAAUUUAUCAUCAAAAUUAAAAUUAACUGAACAUAAUAAUCAAUUAGAUGGAAAUCGUUUUUCUCAAAGUACAGAUUCGUAUCCAAGUUCACCAACAAUUAGUAUAAGAAAAAGUUCAUUAAUGUUUACUCAUCAAAAGCGUCCAUCAAAUAUAUCAACAGGUGGUGAUCGAACGUUAAGAUUAUCUAUUGAUGAACCAACACCAAAACAAAUAUCUAAAGCUGAAAAAUUAUCUUUAAUUUCGUCAAAAUAUCAAUCAUCACAUUUAAAUGAAACGAAUCGAUCAAUUUUAAAAUCGAUACCAUAUUCAAAAUCUUCUUCACAUCGUUCAUUAACAGAUAAUAAUCAAAAACAAGAACAUAUAUGGAUAAAAAAUCAUCGAUCUCAUAGUACAAAUGAACAAUUAUUAAAUCGAGAAAAAAUACCUAAUUUGACAGAAAUUAUUGAUGUUACUGUAUAA